Molecule: messenger RNA, 1618 nt
Organism: Lingula anatina
Lineage: Eukaryota; Metazoa; Brachiopoda; Lingulata; Lingulida; Lingulidae
Product: aspartate dehydrogenase domain-containing protein-like
Biological process (GO): NAD+ biosynthetic process
Molecular function (GO): NADP binding; L-aspartate dehydrogenase [NAD(P)+] activity
Source: RefSeq, a predicted model, not a curated record
GUGCUUUUGAAAAUAAAUCAACAUGUUUUUAAUUUUUAUUUUUAAAAUUACAUGUACAUAUACUUAAUAAAAAAGCGGUUGUAGGGCCGAUAGAGACUACACGUACAAAUGCUGGUAGGCUCGAAUAAUGUUUUCAGUCUUACAAUUUUAUGUAUUCUUACAUGUAGCUGCGCUUACCCUCUAGAAUGCAGCGUCGAAAACUGAGAAAAUGUGAUCGGCUGGAACACUGCAUGUUGGGAAUAUCACUUUAACUACUUAGAUUUAUUUAUUUAUUUAUUUAUUACACUCCAUGAGAUUUACUCGUCAAAUGGCUUUGCCCAGGAAAAUAAGCAAUUUUCUCGUACUCACGAGUCAUUUAUCUAUCCCUCUCUGCACUUGGAUUUGACUUUUGAUAAAAUUCAUAAAAGCUGGUUUUAGCUUAAAAUGACUGGCCAGUCAUAUUAUAACAGUGACCUAUUUCCUAUCCAAGCUCCAAUGGAAAUAUCAUCAUCAGGUCAGUACUUGGUUGAUGCUAUUCAGGCAAGAAGUGACCUAGAACUGGCAUUUGUAUGGAACAGGACAAUUGAUGUAGUUAAAGGAAAGCUUGACAACAGUUAUAUUUUAGAAGACUUGAGUCAAUUUGCUACAAGAAAUGCUGACCUGAUUGUUGAGGUAGCCCAUCCUAGUAUUUCAAAACAAUAUGGAUCAAAAUUUCUACAAUGUGCAGAUUAUAUGGUUGGCUCCCCAACAGCCCUGGCUGAUCAAGAAGUAGAAACUGAGUUGAGAAAUGCAGCAAAGAUCCAUGGACUUUAUAUACCAAGUGGAGCAUUUUGGGGAGGAGAAGAUAUCAAGAAAAUGGCUGAUAGAGGGUCAUUGCAGGGAUUAAAAGUAACAAUGAAGAAGCAUCCUCAAAGUUUUAAACUUCAUGGAAAACUCAGAGAUUUAAAUGACACUGUUAAGACUGAGGCAGCUGUUUUGUAUGAUGGUCCAGUGAGGGAUCUCUGUCCUUUGGCACCUAAUAAUGUCAAUACUAUGGCAGUAGCAGCUAUAGCAGCAUAUAACCUGGGUUUUGACCAAGUGCAAGGAUGUUUGGUUUCUGAUCCAAGCCUGACGGACUGGCACAUUGUGGAGGUGGAUGUAUUUGGGCCAGGUGACAUGAAAUCUGGCACCUGUUUUCAAGUUAACACAUCAAGAAAAAAUCCUUCUAAACUUGGAGCUGUGACAGGCACUGCUACCUAUGCAUCAUUUCUUAGCAGCCUCUUAGGAGCCAGGGGAAAAGGUGCAGGAACCCAUUUGUGCUGAACUCGAGUCAAAAGAACCAGAAUGAUAUUACCUAAACAGCUGAACAAAACUUUGGCACUAGGAAACAAAAACAAUACAAGUUAAAACAUCAUUACAACAAGGCAGUUCUAUAAAGAACUACGAGAGACCAAAAACUAAUUCCAGUUUAAAUACUUAAAAUCUCUUCUUAAUCCUAGAAAAGGCUACAGGCUUUGGCAGUGCUAAAAAUCAUUUUCGGAUCGUCAAUCAGGAAAAGAAAUUUGCUUUGUUCAUCCAAUAAAUCAAAAUCUGGCUUAAAACAUUUAGCAGUUCUUAUUAAAUCAAUAUGAUGAUCAUUAAAAAAAGGACAAUUAAUUAA